ACGGAAAUGUUCGUACUAUUGAGCGGAAAUCACUGCCUUUAAGACCUAGGCUUGACAAUCAGCAAAUACAGCAAAAACUCCUGAAGGAAGACAACAUAAGGCUUGACGAACAUGGACAAACUGUACAACCUGUGUGGUUUCUCCCGAAGAUGGUUUCUGUAGCAAGGACCAUGAUUCAUCAAAUGCAAAUAUGA
Molecule: messenger RNA, 194 nt
Organism: Paraglomus brasilianum
Lineage: Eukaryota; Fungi; Glomeromycota; Glomeromycetes; Paraglomerales; Paraglomeraceae
Source: the annotation of a GenBank genome assembly